Messenger RNA from Populus euphratica (Euphrates poplar), 1432 nucleotides. RefSeq names its product myb-related protein Myb4-like. The record is from RefSeq and is a predicted model, not a curated record. The coding region runs from base 159 to 1250 and encodes 363 amino acids. Lineage: Eukaryota; Viridiplantae; Streptophyta; Magnoliopsida; Malpighiales; Salicaceae. The transcript has 3 exons.
GCCAUUACCCUUGUGGGCUCUAACCCACUUCUCUCUCUCUAUAUAUAUAUGUCCUAAGAUAUUCCAAUAUACAUAUAAAUGAGAGAUGGCGAUGACAAAGAGUCUCCAAUACAUUGAGUAGUCUUGAUAUUGCUAGCAAAUUUGAGAGAGAUCAUAUCAUGGGUAAAGGGAGAGCGCCAUGUUGUGACAAGACUCAAGUGAAGAGAGGACCAUGGAGUCCUGCAGAGGACCUGAGGCUUAUAACUUUUAUUCAGAAACAUGGACACGAAAACUGGAGGGCUCUUCCUAAACAAGCUGGGUUGUUGAGAUGCGGAAAAAGUUGUCGAUUGAGAUGGAUUAAUUACCUGAGACCUGACGUUAAGCGUGGUAACUUCAGCAAAGAGGAAGAAGACACCAUCAUAAAGCUACAUCAAACUUUGGGAAACAAGUGGUCAAAGAUUGCAUCUCAUUUUCCAGGAAGAACAGACAAUGAGAUUAAGAAUGUGUGGAAUACCCACUUAAAGAAAAGAUUGACAUUAAAAGAUGAUGAUGAACGUCCUAAAGGAGAUGAAUCAAAGGAAUCCUCCUCAACCUCCUCUUCCUCGUCUACAUCUAGCACGAUCGUGUCAAGUGGAAAAAGAAAUUUGGAAAUGCAAAAGAAUCAAGGGUCCUCCACGAAGAAGACUCGUAUCUUAGAGAAUGUAAAGGAUUCAUCACCAAGGGAAGCAUCUAAUCAGCAUAGACCAACUAAGAAACCAAAGGAAUUAUCAAGUUCCUCUAUAUCUUCUAACAAUUCCAACAUCACCAACUCUAGUCAAAUUGAUGUUUCCAAGCCUGAAGAUGAUCAAAUAGGUUCGUUGUUGAACUUUAGAGGACUUUAUGACGUUCACAAUUCAUCAGAGGAGGUAAACAAACCAGAAGAAAUCACGGCCGAAAUCCCAUUGGAGUCAGAUUAUGAUUUUUGGAACAUGUUGGAUAGCUUAAGUUACUUGCAAUCUAAUGAAAUUCAAUUGGAAAACGUUGAAGCAUUCCAAAUCUCAAAAUUUGGAGAUGCAUAUAAUAUUGGGGAAGUGGAUCAAAAUAAGAAGUGGCUGCGUUACUUAGAAAAUGAACUCGGUCUAGAUGUAACCAAGGAUGAAAACCAGGAAAGUUCAUUGAAGAAUGCAGCCGAGACACUAGUCCCUGAGAAUUUUCAGUACAACAUGCCAUUGAAACCAGCCGAAGUCCUUCCAGGGACAAUUGAAAUUUUUCCUUUGUGGCCUUCUUUAUGAGUUUAGGAAAAAAAAAGAAAAAAAAGUCCGUUAUGAAACCCUAUAAUUAAGUUAAUUUAGGUCUUUUAAACCAGCAGUUUAUAGAGAUUAAGUGUGUGAAACUAUUGACUUCUCUUUCAAUACACAAGUAGUUGGUGUAACUUAUAUAUAUAUAUAUAAGUAGUUGGUAUUACUGAUCUCUA